GUAAUCACCUGGCAGCCUGGCAGCCUGGCAAUUGCGCAUCCUGGGAAGCGGCUACCACCAGGUCCGUGAAUACCUGGAAUACCUGGAAUACCCGUACCAGCCGUACCAGCCGUACCUACAUACUUUGGCGCAAGAACGACUGUCUUUAUCGCCGAUAACAAAUCGCCACCAGCUGUACCAGAGGACAAUCACGCGAAAAAAAAAAAGGCACUUAAGCUCAAGUUUGCUAUUAUUGUUGCUGCGGCUCCUCAAUCCUCAGAGGCGGAAAUCAACCGUCCAACCCUUUUUUUAGUCACUUCGCAUUUUCCAUUCUACAUUCCUCAGCCGCGAAAAAAAAGAAAAAAAAAGAAAAAGGAAAUAAUGGCAUACAGAGUAGUAUCACAACCCGAUCUAGAUCCCGCGCAAACCGCAUUUGCCAGCGCCGUCGACUUCUCCGACUACAGUAUCUUUAAUCGCCCAGUUCCUUUCGGACAACCACCUACUCCAGCGAAUUCAACCCCUUUCAACCCGAAUCAGCAGGACUACUCGAGUUACCAGUUACCCUCUAUACCCUCCCUACUGAACGAGCGCCAAUUCUCCGGCGUUUUCGAUUCCUUCCAGCAGGUCGAUUCUUACGUACCUCGUUAUCCACCUCACGACCACAACACGUCGUCGCCCACCAACCAUUACAAUCACGGUCAAGGAAGGCCUAGUUGGGGGUCUACUAGGCCAGAAUUUGCAUUUCCCGGAUUCGAUUCGAGUCUACGGCGGUUGCCUCGCUCAUCAUUUAAUUUCCACCCCGAAACCCACCCCGGUGUCGCCCCACCACGAGCCCAGGGACAGAGGUCGUCAACAUCUAACACUUACAACCCUCACACACAACUUCCUCACCCGAACGGUGACGACUACUACCUUGCUGCCUUAGCUGACGGCGAUUUUUCAUCGCCGUCACUUCCUCCCAUCAACAGCAGCCCUCUCCCGCCUACUCGAUCACAUAUUCCCCACCUACCUAAACCUCUUGAGGUCGGAGAAGCAAUGCCAACAACUGGUCCUCGUUGCUCAAGAAGUAACAAAGGACACCUUGUCGACCUGACUAAGGAGGAGCCGGAUUUCGAUUCUAUCUCGGGAGUCGACCCUACAACGCCUGCCAUGCCUCCCAGAAAGCGAGCCGCCGUCGGCGCAAAUAGUGAUUCGGCUUCCAAGAGACGGCGAACAUCUCAAUCUUCUCUCCAGAACUCCAGCCGAUCAACCAGAUUAAAAUGGAAGCCAAAUGACCAAAAUCCGUUUGUCGAUGAUGGUUGCAGUGGGCCCGCCAACGACGAUGGUCAUGAAACUAUUGAUCUAUCUAAUGCCGCUGAAGUCCCACCGGAGCUUAUGGCUCCCAAGGUUGACAACCGCAUCAAGAUUGGCAAAUUUCAGUGUGUAAUUUGCAUGGAUGACACCUCUUACUUGACUGUCACACACUGCGGUCACCUAUUCUGCUCCGAAUGUCUGCAUUCGGCACUUCAUAUCGAUAAUAUGAAGAAGACCUGCCCCGUCUGCCGAACGAAAGUCGACCCGAAGGAAAAGAAGGGCAAAAACCAAAAGUCCUACUACCAUCUCGAACUGAAGAUCAUGACAGCCAACAAGAAAGGAAAGCGGCCAGCUGUUUCUUCAUGACGUAGUUGAGCACAUGAUAGGGAGAUGUUACUUCACCGUCCGACUGACGUGGUGCAGACGCAGCUCAGACAAGAAGUGCGACGAAUCAGGGCUAGGCAGGGUAUCUUCCAUGGAUCGGCAGC
This is a messenger RNA of Daldinia loculata, 1760 nucleotides long. RefSeq lists its product as uncharacterized. Lineage: Eukaryota; Fungi; Ascomycota; Sordariomycetes; Xylariales; Hypoxylaceae. The transcript has 3 exons. The record is from RefSeq and is a predicted model, not a curated record. The coding region runs from base 361 to 1638 and encodes 425 amino acids.